AUGGAUGGGAAUUUAAGUAGAAGCAUAAGUAGGAGUUUGAGUAGGUCAAGUUGGAGAAUGGAGGGAGUGUUUACUAGUGGAAGAUAUUCAAGAAGAACUUCUAAUGUUGAUGAAGAUGAAGAAGCACUUAAAUGGGCUGCAAUAGAGAAAUUACCUACUUAUGAUAGGUUGAGGACAAGUAUUCUUCAAACUUAUGCUGAAGAAUAUCUUGGUGAUGCUGAAGAUCAUCCAAACAAAGUGCAACAUAGGGAAGUUGAUGUUAGGAAGUUGGAUGGGAAUGAAAGACAACAGUUUAUUGAUAAAAUCUUUAAGGUUGCUGAAGAAGAUAAUCAAAAGUAUUUGCAGAAAUUCAGAAACAGAAUUGACAAGGUUGGCAUCAAGCUCCCAACAGUAGAAGUGAGGUUUGAAAAUCUGAGUAUUGAAGCUGAUUCUUAUGUUGGAAGCAGAGCUCUGCCAACUUUACCAAAUGUUGCAUUAAACAUGCUUGAAUCAUCUCUUCGCAUUUUUGGUAUUAGUGCUACAAAGACAACAAAACUCACUAUUCUUAAAAAUGUCUCUGGCAUUAUUAAACCUUCCAGAAUGACCCUUUUACUAGGUCCCCCUUCAUCAGGGAAAACCACCCUUUUGCUAGCUUUGGCUGGAAAAUUAGACACUGACUUGAGGGUGGAGGGAGAAAUCUCUUACAAUGGUUACAAACUUAAUGAAUUUGUCCCUAGAAAAACUUCAGCUUAUAUUAGCCAAAAUGAUGUUCAUUUGGGAGAAAUGACCGUAAAAGAAACAAUGGAUUUUUCGGCUAGAUGUCAAGGAGUUGGGACGCGAUAUGAUCUAUUAUCUGAACUUGCCAGAAGGGAAAAAGAUGCAGGCAUAUUUCCAGAGGCAGAAUUAGACCUUUUCAUGAAAGCUACUGCAAUGGAAGGAACAGAAAGUAGUCUUAUUACUGACUAUACUCUCAAAAUAUUGGGGCUUGAUAUAUGCAAAGAUACUAUUGUGGGUGAUGAAAUGCAAAGAGGCAUAUCUGGUGGUCAGAAAAAGAGAGUAACCACAGGUGAGAUGAUUGUUGGACCAACAAAAGCACUAUUUAUGGAUGAAAUAUCAACUGGUCUUGAUAGUUCCACGACAUACCAAAUAGUAAAAUGUUUCCAACAAAUUGUUCAUCUCACUGAAGCAACCAUAUUCAUGUCCUUACUUCAACCAGCUCCUGAGACUUUCGAUCUAUUUGAUGACAUUGUCUUAAUAUCUGAGGGUCAGAUAGUAUAUCAAGGCCCCCGUGAACAUGUUGUUGAAUUCUUCGAAUCAUGCGGCUUCAAAUGUCCGGAAAGAAAAGGAACUGCAGAUUUCUUGCAAGAGGUUACAUCAAGGAAAGAUCAACAACAAUAUUGGUCAAACAGAAACAUACCAUACCGUUAUGUUACAGUUACGGAAUUCACAAACAGAUUCAAGAAUUUCCACGUCGGAAUGCAGCUUAAUAAUGAAGUAUCUACACGGUUUGAUAAAUCGACAGGACAUAGAGCAGCUCUUGUUUUCAAGAAAUAUACGGUUCCGAAAAUGGGACUUUUGAAAGCAUGUUGGGACAAAGAAUGGCUUUUGAUAAAGAGAAACUCUUUUAUUUACAUAUUCAAGACAGUUCAGAUAUGCAUUAUGGCGGUUAUAUGUGGAACUGUUUUUUUAAGAAGUGAAAUGCAUAGAAGGAAUGAGGAUGAUGCAGCUGUUUAUAUUGGUGCUAUUUUGUUUACUAUAGCUAUGAACAUGUUUAAUGGUUUUUCUGAGCUUCCACUCACAAUUGCUAGACUUCCUGUGUUCUAUAAACAUAGAGACCAUCUUUUUCAUCCUCCAUGGACUUACACUCUCCCCAAUUUUGUUCUAAGAAUCCCUAUUACACUUUUCGAGGCUACUGUUUGGGUUCUUAUUACAUAUAACACCAUUGGACUCGCACCUGAAGCCUCAAGGUUCUUCAAGCAUUUGUUGCUGGUGUUUCUUAUUCAACAAAUGGCAGCUGGGUUGUUUAGGGUAAUAUCAGGAGUUUGUAGGACAAUGAUCAUAGCCAACACUGGUGGAUCUCUCAUGCUUCUUCUUGUUUUCUUACUUGGAGGUUUCAUUCUUCCUAAACGUGACAUUCCAAAUUGGUGGGUCUGGGGCUAUUGGCUUUCUCCAUUGUCAUAUGCUUUCAAUGCUUUAUCGGUUAACGAAAUGUUUGCUCCAAGGUGGAGCAAACCGUCUUCAAAUGGAUCAACAUCAUUGGGUGUAGCCACAUUGGAUAUCUUUGAUGUUUAUAGUAAUGAAAAUUGGUACUGGAUAGGUGUUGGAGUUCUUAUUGGUUUCACUGUUUUAUAUAAUGUUCUGUUCACCCUUUCACUUAUGUACCUUAACCCUAUUGGAAAGAAACAAGCAAUUAUAUCAGAAGAAGAAGCAAGUGAAAUGGAAAUCGGAGGCGAUUCGAAGGAGGAACCGAGACUUGUAAGACAGGAGUCCAACAAAGGGAAUGACACAAGAGAAGUGGCAAUGCAGAGAAUGGGCAGUAGAGGUAAUGCGAGUUCAAAACUCGAGUCUGCCAUUGGAGUUGCACCAAAGAGAGGAAUGGUUCUUCCUUUUCAACCACUUGCCAUGUCUUUUGAUAGUGUUAAUUACUUCGUCGACAUGCCAGCAGAAAUGAAAGAGCAAGGAGUAACAGAUAAUAGACUACAAUUGCUUAGAGAAGUAACUGGUGCAUUUAGGCCUGGAGUUUUAACUGCUUUAAUGGGAGUUAGUGGAGCUGGAAAGACAACACUGAUGGAUGUUUUAGCUGGAAGAAAGACGGGCGGUUACAUUCAAGGAGAUGUUAGAAUCUCUGGCUUCCCCAAGAAUCAACAAACCUUUGCGAGAAUUUCUGGUUACUGUGAACAAACCGAUAUCCAUUCGCCUCAAGUUACUGUCAGAGAAUCCGUUAUUUACUCGGCUUUCCUUCGAUUACCGAGAGAAGUAAAUGACGACGAAAAAAUGAAAUUUGUGGAUGAAGUAAUGAAUUUGGUGGAGCUGGAUAAUCUUAGAGAUGCUAUAGUCGGGCUUCCGGGCGUUACAGGGUUGUCAACCGAACAGCGAAAAAGGCUAACAAUAGCGGUUGAGCUAGUUGCUAAUCCUUCAAUCAUUUUCAUGGAUGAACCUACUUCAGGUCUCGACGCAAGAGCAGCAGCAAUUGUUAUGAGAACAGUGAGAAACACUGUUGAUACUGGUAGAACAGUUGUCUGCACAAUUCACCAGCCUAGUAUCGAUAUCUUUGAAGCCUUCGACGAGUUGCUUUUGUUGAAGAGAGGAGGUCAAGUAAUCUACUCAGGACCAUUAGGAAGGAACUCACACAAGAUUAUAGAAUAUUUCGAGGCUAUUCAAGGGGUCCCUAAAAUUAAGGAUAAGUACAAUCCAGCUACAUGGAUGUUAGAGGUAAGCUCAAUAGCAGCUGAAGUUCGGCUUAGGAUGGACUUUGCCGAAUACUACAAAACAUCAACAUUGCAUCAGAGAAACAAAGCUAUGGUAAGCGAGUUAAGUACACCACCUCCAGGAACAAAAGAUCUAUACUUCACGACUCAGUUUUCUGAAUCAACUUGGGGACAAUUUAAAUCAUGUUUAUGGAAGCAGUGGUUGACAUACUGGAGAAGUCCAGAUUACAAUCUUGUGAGAUUCUUCUUUGCCUUGGCUGCAUCUCUCAUGGUAGGGUCAGUGUUUUGGAAAGCCGGCAAGAAAAGGGAUAGUUCAGCGGACUUGAACACGAUUAUAGGAGCAUUAUACAGUUCUGUAUUUUUUGUUGGUGUCAACAAUUGCCAAACUGUUCAACCAGUUGUAGCCGUGGAAAGAACUGUAUUCUAUAGAGAAAAAGCUGCUGGAAUGUAUUCUGCGUUACCCUACGCCAUCGCUCAGGUUGUUUGUGAAAUACCAUAUGUGUUUGUUGAAACUAUAUAUUUCACAUUCAUCGUGUAUUCAAUGGUGGGCUUUGAAUGGAAAGUAGAGAAAGUGUUAUGGUUCUUCUUCGUGAGCUUCUUUUCCUUCUUGUACUUCACAUAUUAUGGAAUGAUGACAGUUUCAAUUACACCAAAUCAUCAAGUAGCAUCAAUCUUUGGAGCAGCAUUUUAUGGACUCUUCAAUCUCUUUUCUGGUUUCUUUAUCCCAAGACCAAAAAUUCCGAAAUGGUGGGUUUGGUACUACUGGAUUUGUCCGGUUGCGUGGACAGUGUAUGGAUUAAUCGUGUCGCAAUAUAGAGAUGUGACAAAAGGAAUAACUGUGGCCGGAGAGAGCGGAGAAACUCCGAUCAAUAAGUUUAUUGAAGAUCAUUAUGGGUUCAAAACAGAUUUCAUGGGACCAGUUGCUGCUGUUUUGGUUACCUUUGCUGUGUUUUUUGCCUUUGUGUUUGCCUUCAGCAUCAAGACACUCAACUUCCAAACCAGAUGA
Messenger RNA from Lathyrus sativus (Indian pea), 4413 nucleotides. The record is from the annotation of a GenBank genome assembly. Lineage: Eukaryota; Viridiplantae; Streptophyta; Magnoliopsida; Fabales; Fabaceae.